ACAGCGGCUGCGGCAUUUCUCACGCCAGCUCCAGCCACAGCUUGCCGGCAGUCAGUAACGUCGGGCUCCCUGCCUGUCACCAUGGACGUCUUCAAGAAGGGCUUCUCUAUCGCCAAGGAGGGUGUGGUAGGUGCUGUGGAGAAGACCAAGCAGGGGGUAACAGAAGCUGCUGAGAAGACCAAGGAGGGUGUCAUGUAUGUGGGAGCCAAGACCAAGGAGGGUGUUGUGCAGAGUGUGACCUCAGUGGCUGAGAAAACCAAGGAGCAGGCCAAUGCUGUGAGUGAGGCCGUGGUCACCAGCGUCAACACUGUGGCCAACAAGACCGUGGAGGAGGCAGAAAACAUCGUGGUCAACACUGGGGUGGUGCGCAAGGAGGACCUGGACCAACCUGUUCCCCCGGAAGAGGAUGAAGCGGCCAACGUGGAAGAGGAAGUGGCUGAAGAGACCAAGAUGGGAGACUAGAGGACAUCCGGUCAGCCAUGAAGGCCUCACGGAGCACCCCUUUGCCUUGGACCUCACCCCCUUGUGGUGCGAGGAGUGCCUGCCCUGAAGUGUGAGCUUCAAGGCUGUGUCUGAGCCCACACCCCACACUCACAGGCCUGCCUUUCAGCGCUGCCUCUGCCUCCCAACCUCUGGUCCUUCUGACUCCACAGAUGUGGCUGUGAUUUUUUUUUUAUGAUCCCAAAUAAAACUUAUGUUCCCACCCUGGUCA
Condylura cristata (star-nosed mole) is the source of this 712-nucleotide messenger RNA. It is a transcript of the gene SNCG, whose product is annotated as synuclein, gamma (breast cancer-specific protein 1). Gene Ontology annotation, cellular component: cytoplasm; neuronal cell body; axon terminus. Bases 82 to 462 code for a protein of 126 amino acids. Gene Ontology annotation, molecular function: cuprous ion binding. Gene Ontology annotation, biological process: chemical synaptic transmission; synaptic vesicle endocytosis; synapse organization. NCBI's taxonomy places the organism in Eukaryota, Metazoa, Chordata, Mammalia, Eulipotyphla, Talpidae. The record is from RefSeq and is a predicted model, not a curated record. The transcript has 5 exons.